AUGGCGUAAUAACAGUGUCGGAAUAUACGGUCUGUCUUAUUGACAAAACUGCAAGGAUUAUUCGAAUUUGAAAAGAGAGAAUACUUUUUUAUUUUAAAGAUAUUCAACAAAGUUUACAGACACAGAAGAGAGAGACGGCCUCUAGCAUCCACACACGGAAUCAACCAGACAUGUCGCCAGACCUAUUCGAUGAACUAAUGAUUCCCUGCAAACAUGUAAAUAAACUGUUGCCGUUCAGCUGACCAGCUCGUGUCGACGAACCGUAGUACACGAGACUCGCAAUAUGUGUGUAGCUACAUGCGCAGCUGUUUGUCCGAGAAUUCAAAGAUGAAUGUUCCACUGUACGGACUUCUUGGAGUUGCGACAGCUCUGCUUGUAUAUCUGAUCGGUAUUGGUAUAAUCGCUAAGCUGUCCAUUUGCCUGCUAGCCUUAAUUUUAGGAAUCGUUACAUGCGUAUAUAGAACCUAUGGCCCAAACCUUGACGAAGUGAUCGCCUCUGAAAGGGAAGAUUUAAACAAGAAGACUGAAAAGUUUCGGCAGUAUAUCCUAGAACUAUCGAAGGACAAGUUGAACUUAACAUUAGAUAAAAGAAUCACCGGUAGCCGUAUCAUCGACGACUCCCUGCAAGAAAUAUUAGAUUUCGUGAUCAGAGAUUACGUGAAACCAUGGUACAGCGUAAUCACCGACGACGAGGAGUUCAUAUGCUCUGUCCGGGACACUGCUCAAAAGAUAGCCAUCAAUAUCGCCAAUCGAGUGAAAGGCGUCGACUGGAUACCUUACUUAACAACUCGCCUCGUCGACGAUGCAGCCUCUCACGUGAGGUUGUACCGACAGGCGAGGGCGAGGAUGAAGCAUGUACGAACCAGGAAGCUACAAAAAGGUAGCGCGAGCUCCAGCACGUCGGGCGGGACUCCGAAGAGAACACCAACCCACAGGAGAAACAAAAGCGAGACGGACGUGUCCUGGUAUUCGCAGUCUAAGUUCUAUAUCCCAAACUUAUCGUCCCUCACGGAGCCGAUAGAGACCGAUGAGGAGAAGGAGGAUGAAUCUCUUGAAAAGAUCUUCUUUGACCUGGAAGUACAGAUGGAGAAGAACUUAAUUUGUAGGGACCUUGUGAGCACCAACACCACCCAGGAGUUGGAGUUCCUGGGGGAGAUAUCCGAGAUCCUCUUGUACUUGGUAUUACCAAAGGGUGACUUUGAUUGCCUCACCGUCAGGUUUAUAUUAAGAGAGUUGUUGGUAAACGUGAUUAUUAGACCGCUCUUGGAUUUAUUCUCUGACCCUGAUUACAUUAAUCAGGCGUGUAUAUGGCUGUGCGUUAAAGAGGCAGGAUUACCGAGCGAUGUGUUUUUAACGGUGAUCAGAGUGACCGAUAGCCUGGAUGAGCUAACGGCGACGAAGAACAUAGUCUGCAAAGAGAUCGCUCAUCUGCGAUCGAAGGAUUCUGGCGGGGAGGAUAAUUUAUCGGUGAAGCAGCAACUGAAUAGUUUACUGUACGUGAAGAAACUGUUAGAGACGAGAAUCAUCGGGAUGCAAGAAGGUUUGGAGGCGGAAAGCGACGGGAUCGGUGCCAGACCAGAGUGGAACAGACUGCUAAUGCCGGGUCAGAAACUGGUGAACCUGCCGUUGGACGAAUUGCUGAAGAACAACAUUGCGUUGAGUUAUUUCAUCGACUACAUGACUUCUAUAAACGCAGAAUCAUACUUGUAUUUCUAUUUGAACAUUUACGGCUGGAGGGUGUCCGCCGAACAGCAGAUAUCCGACAUAGAGUUGCAGAAGUUGCAUGCAGCUCAACAGGCGGGUUCCAGUUUCACAGGUGCAACGAGACGGAAGAACAUUGACUUGGAGAACCUGAAGGAGGCUGCUACGAAGAUCUAUCAACAAUACCUUAGCGACAAAGCAUCGCCGAAGUUGCAGCUGGAAGAUGGGUUGGUGAAGAUGCUGUUGCACAGAAUUCGAACAGAGUUUGUGAAGGAGACCUGGUUCGAUGAGCUGAGGCUUUGCUGCUACGAAAAGCUGAGGAACGAGGAUCGAUUUCUACCGGGUUUCAAGAGGUCGAUGGCGUACGUUAAGCUUCUCGCUGAGCUGGAUUUGUUGAAGGAUCCAACCUCGGAGGAGGAUUCAAAGUCUCUGGAUAGUAUCAGUUUGUCGAGCACGAACAACGAACUGGAGACCCUGGACGAAAUGUCGGAGAUGUACAAGUCUGAAGAGACGAAGACUGACUUCAGCGGCGGCAAAUCUGGUUCGACGACUAGUUUGGUCAGCAUGGCGGAAGCGAACGAGGCUAGACCACUGGAUGAAGUUGAUGCGGAGAUUAGCGGCGUCAGAGCCCCGAAAUCCGAGGACAAGGAUCUGUUCACCUUCUUCAUCGAGUCGAACGCGGAUCAAUUUGUUAAGCUCGAUGAGAACACCUACGAUCGGAACGCGAUCAAGAAGCUGCAGCAAGGUCGAUUCGAAAUCACUGCCAGGAUCAUAGAAACUGGAAUCGUGAACGAUCGUGGGAAAACUUAUGGCAUCUACGCGGUAGCUGUGACCAAGAGCUACGAUUCAGGGUACCAAGAGAAGUGGCAUAUCUACAGAAGGUACUCAGAUUUCCACGACUUAUACCAGAAGAUCAAGGAGAAGUACUACGAUCUAGCCAAGAUACCUUUCCCGGCGAAGAAAGCGUUUCACAAUAUGGAGAGGACGGUUCUCGAGAGACGGAUGCUGAUGCUGAACGCUUGGCUGCAUCAGUUGACCAAGCCAGCGAUAGUCGACGGUCACAUGGGACUUCAGAAUCUGUUGUUGAACUUCCUGGAGCAGGGGGACUACGAUAAAGGGGUGACCGGCGGUCAGAUAUCUCGAACGAUAGACAGUCUGAUGAACCCUCUGAAGACGUCCAUGAAGACCGUGACCCAGGCAGUAAAGACCAUGCCGGAUAACAUGUUGAAUACGGUAGACGGUGUAAUGGACAAUAUCAGUAAAUUCUUUGGCAACCCGAAAAAGCCUAGCGGUUUCUACGAGAGCACCAAAGUUGGCUCUGUUCUCGACACAGAGACCGACGACAAUAUUCCGUUGCGUAUAAUGUUGCUGCUGAUGGAUGAGAUCUUCGAUCUGAAGGUGAGAAAUCAAUGGCUCAGACGACGAAUCGUCACUCUGCUGAGACAGAUCAUUCGCACUAUGUUUGGAGACAUAGUGAAUCGGCGGAUAGUGGAGUACGUCUCCGUGUUAACUAGUCCAGCCAAAGUCGCAGGGUAUUUGAAGUUGUUCAAGAAUAGCUUCUGGCCCAACGGCGUUAAGGCAGAGAAAAAACCACCCCGCGACUCCGAGACUAAGGAUAGGACCAGGGUAGCCGCGAAGAUCGCUCUGCUGUCUUGUUUAUCCGACGAGCUGAAACAUAUCAUAGGUAGCGAGACGACUAGGCGCGGUCUUCUAAGGGUGUUCGAAUUGUUUCAGCGACCGGUGCUGAACAGAAGGCUGUUGUACGUGCUUCUGGAGGGGAUCGUCGAAACGCUAUUUCCAGAGAACAAUCUUCUAGAUAUUUUUCGGAAGCUGUACGCGGUUUCGCCUAGGGUGCAAAACAGAGUGCACACGAAGAAAUCUUAACGUCGAGAAUAAGCUACUCUUACGGAUAGAGAUCGUCAUCGUGAACAUUCUCUUAUUACGGUCAAAGAAUCUCGUAACUAUCUCAAGGUAGACACUUCUAUACACGUCGCACCUGUUCACCUCGUUAACCGGGCGAAUGAUCAAGCAAUUCAAUAGCAAAUAAUAAACAACAAGAUUCGGAGAUCUGACAACAUACCCGCAUACACACAUACGUACCUACAUGUCUUUCCCGGUUAACAGGUUAAUUUAUAUCUACAAGAUUUGUAAAUUAUGCAGCUUUGUUCGAAGUACAUAUUGUUACCUCCUUAUAAGUACACCGCUCCAGACUGGCAACGCGAUUAUAGAGAACAGUGCGGCGCCGUUUUGUUCCCACUGUCUCGCCAUUGGCUAGACUGAAGUGAGUCCCGCCUACCGUAGGCCAUAAGUCCCAUUAAUAGUGGGGGAUGGAUCGUGUUUAUAGGCAGGAAAUACUAUGUACAAUAUAUCUCUCUGUACAGUGUUCUCUUUCUCCCUCUGUCGAUUGUCAAAGAUCGCUAUGAUAUAACUUUGACAUACUGGCGUAUAUAGCAGAAAGAAGAACACGAUAAUUUAACUGGGAACAAAAUGAAAGUUGUAGACUUUCGCGGCGACACCUUACUAUAAUUUCUACAUGCAAAACAUGUAUAUUCGAUGAUAAGUAAGAAAGCAAUAUAGCGCUACCGAGCGGAGUUGAGGUCCGUAGUAUAUGUGCACAAGCUACGAUACCGAGGUGGACAUUGAUAUACACAAUUAGCGUCGAUGAUUUCUUGAUUCUACCGAACGGUUCUUCACGGAAGCGUCCGUUGAAAUUGUUCAAUGUUAGAUAGCACCUCUCCCACAAGUUUCAAGUUCGCUCGGGGCCAAGCUAUAAAUUCAGUGGCCAAAUAAUUUCUUUCGAUAUUACGUAGGACAACGUGAUAAACGACCUCUCGCGAUUACCUCGUAGGGAACAUCUUUUUAAGAACUAAGCAUUCCAUUCGCAUUUCACUAAUGUACUUGAUCAUUUAACUUCUGGGACGAUCCCUCGCUGUAUGUACACGCGCUAGGAGGCGGCAACACUUAUCCUAUACUUAAUUCGUCGUCGGGAUA
Molecule: messenger RNA, 4692 nt
Organism: Megalopta genalis
Lineage: Eukaryota; Metazoa; Arthropoda; Insecta; Hymenoptera; Halictidae
Source: RefSeq, a predicted model, not a curated record